Messenger RNA from Aphis gossypii (cotton aphid), 4392 nucleotides. RefSeq names its product formin-E-like. Gene Ontology annotation, molecular function: transcription cis-regulatory region binding. Lineage: Eukaryota; Metazoa; Arthropoda; Insecta; Hemiptera; Aphididae. The record is from RefSeq and is a predicted model, not a curated record. Bases 429 to 3518 code for a protein of 1029 amino acids. Gene Ontology annotation, cellular component: nucleus. Gene Ontology annotation, biological process: regulation of transcription by RNA polymerase II. The transcript is spliced from 11 exons.
GAUUGGCCGACAGCCGUCCUUGACAGUGUGCACCGCCGCCGAAGCAGUGGUUGUACUCCCGUAUAUAUUUAUAGGGUCGCGCCCGGCCACCGGCGCGCGACGGCCGCACGCGCCCGUUCGUUGAUUCCCCGUGACCCUGCCGGGACGUCCGGUCCGUCGUCGCGCGAGUUUCACCAUCAUCACCGGUCGCUCACGGACGUCACAUUACCCCCGACGACGUUAUCGCCGACGCAACUCUUAGACAUCGUUCGAUCUCGAGGACCACGGGGUAAAAUUGCAAGAACGACCAUCUUUGAUUAUCAGGGGAAUCCGCUGCUUUACCAUUGAAUCUUAUGGGAACAGUUGCAGAAUUGAAUCGACAAAAAGAGUUAAAUAAAAUUUAGAAAAUUUAACUUUCAAAAUUACUACCCAUAAAAAUAUUAAAAAAUAUGCCGAAGUUGACUAACACGGAACGGGCAAAGAACUUUCGAAAGCAGCAAAAGAAGAAAUCUAAGGCAGCUGGACAACAGAAAACUCCAGCUCGAACCAGUACAGAACGAUCUCGGGAACACAGGGCCCGAGAGAAGGAGAAACAACCUAAUGUAAUUUCGAAGACAAUACCUCAGAGUGCGCCCGUGUCGUUGGAAGUCAACUGCAGUGUGGAGACCAUGUCCUCUUCCGAAUCUGCAGCAGAACCAGCCGGUUGGCUGAGACUCGGAGACCUGGCCAUCGGCGACGGUGGCGUGUGCGUCACGUCGCUGAUCAAGGACAAGAUACGCGAGUACAUGCUAAACGAAGAACAGCAACAGACGGCCGCGACGUCCACCACGGCGGCAGUGGCCCCCGUGGCCAACGCGGCGCAGGCGUCCAAGAGCAGUGACGUCACGUGCGUCCGGCGGAUCGGAAACUCGCUGGACCUGUUGUUGCGCGAGAGCCGAAACGCCGGUCACGCCGUGGCCGCGGCCACCACCAAGAACAAGUCGUCGUCUUCGCCGCCGUCUAUCGCUACCGCCGCCGCGGCCGUCGACGUGGCUUCUGCGGCCUGCGCGGUCAUCACCGCCCCGGCGGACCAUACCGCGACCACGGCGGUGAUUACCGCGCCCGCCGACAGCUCGCGCCCGACCAUCGACCGACCACUGCCACCGCUGCCACCACUGUUCACUAAACGAUAUUUCACCAUAGAAGACGAGAUGCAAAUUAGCCGCAUGCCGAUCCCGGCAGAUGAUAGUGCAAACAGCGAAAUGUCUGUUGACACUAGUCCCUCGGAUGCUAAGACCGAUGAUUUGGAAACCACAACAAAAGUAAAUGGCGAUAGUCACAAAAAGUUAAAUGGAACUAUUGUGGAAAAUUCUAUAGAAACUGACGAAGCCUCUCAACAUACAAUUAAAAAAGAUGAAGAAGAAAACGACGAAGAAGAUAAUGGAGAUGAAGAAGAUGAAGAAGAAAAAACAGAAAAAAUAAAGGAUAACAAUGAAGAAGAUCCAGAAAUUAAGACUGAACCUUUGUCCAAAAGUACUGAUAAAAUUGUGAAAAAUGGGGUGUCUGAAGAACAAAACUCUGCAGAAACUGUUGAUGAUGAAACUUCUACAACUAAAGAUGAUAGUCCUAAAACAAAUGAAGACAAACAUGAAGAUGUUAAACCUAUGGAAGUUGACAAAACUGAAGAUCAGACUACUGAAGAUGUAGUUAUUAAGAAAGAAACUUCAGAAGUUGAUGAACCAGAAGUCUCUGAAGAUAUGGAUACUCAAGAAAUAGAAAAGCCUAUAAAUGGGAAAGAAAAUCAUAAGGACGAAAUCAUCACAACUAGCAAUGAAGAAGUAUCAAAGAACAGUGAAGAAGAAACCAAUCAGGUGAAUGGAGAAGUCAAACUUAAUGAAGAAGAAAAACAUUUGAAAUCUGAAAAAGUAAAUCGUAAAGUUGUUGAAGAAGAGGAUAUGUCUAGCGAAAUCAGUACAGAUGCACUUUCACCUAAGCAGAUAGAUGAACCAAUUGCACGCAAAAGAUCUGCUGCUAGUCACGACGAACUUAGUGUUGUAAGUGGAGCAAGUAGUGAUAACGAUUUACCUAAAGUUAAAAAGUUACGAUGUGAUGAAGACACUCCAUUAUUAAAAGACGAUACUCGAGAACGAUUGAUCAAAAAUAUCGUACAAUCAAGUGGUAAAAAUGAAGUCGAAUUAAAUAGAAAUGUAGAGAAAAUACAAAAUGAAAUAAAGGUAAUCACGGAAAUAGCACAAACUAAACGUGAUGAGUUAGUGACCCUUAUCAGGUUACAAAAGCUCAAAGAAGAAAUUAUUGAACGAUUAAUGAUUAAACUAAAAGAACUCGAUGCUGUUAAAACAGACAACAGCAAAGACUGGAAUUUGCCAGAAAUGUUUCAAAUCAAUUUAAGUCAGCCUGAACAUAUACUAAGUGAAAAGAAUAUCAUUGAUAUUAUUGACAACCGUGGCGAUAGUCAAAUUGAAAAAUCUACAACAAAUUGUUACGAACAGAGUAUUUAUGCUACUUCAUCACCUAAUACUAGUAUCACACCAGUCGCUUCAUCAUCUAAUGCUCAGUCCAAUGAUUGGAUAUUGUCAGAUAGAGUGAACCGUCCCAACCGGGUUCAAAGACCAAUACUGCCUAAGCCCUCUUCAGUUAAUAAUCAUAAAGAAGGCCGUCAAGGUCCUAUAUUAGAUGUUAAGCUGAUUAUUGCUGAUCAUCGAUCAAAGAAUCCUGAAACAGCUGUGACUAAAAGAGGCCGUCGGAAGGUGACUGCCAAUGAUUUUUCAGUACCCACAUCUUCAGCUCCAUUACGCUACCCAAAUCCUAUGGGUUUUGGUAAUCCACUUCAUCAUGCCAGUGAUGGAAAUUUUAAAACUACUAUCACAAACACCCAUGGAGUUCCAAACAAUGUUAUGGAACAUGGGUCUGAACAUAAUCGUUUUAAAGAUGUUCCUGCUUUUCCAGAAGUUACAUUGCAUCCAGUCUCGCAGCCAAUGCAGCAGCAACAACAACAACAGCAAUUACAACAAAUACAACAACAACAACAACAACAAUCGCAGCCAACUUCUCUUUUACAUGGAAUUUUAACUAAAGGUGCUGGUACACAUCAUUUGCCACUUAGUAUGUCACACCCUCCAACCAAUUAUUCACCUACAUUAGCAAGGCUUUUAACUGCGCCAGAACGUUGUAAGCAAAGCAGAGGAAAACGUCAAGCACCUGCAGCUACUGUUGUGUCUUCUAAUGCGCAAUCUCGCAAUGAAAUAACUAUUACACCAGUUCAGAGUACAUCAAUGUCUUCAACUUUUCAACAGAAACCAAGUUGUUCGUCAAAUAUGCCACCUGCUCAAGUAGAUGAUGAAGACGCAUCUGAUAGACUGGUUAUUGAUGAAGGACAAGAUGUUAUGAAUGCAAAUUCUCCAUCUAGUGCUCCACAGUGUCAAGGUUGUAUGCAAAAACCAGCACAGUUUGUCUGUGCUGGAUGUGGUAAUCAAUGGUACUGCAGCAAAGAUUGUCAAAUCGAUGCUUGGGAUGAUCAUUCAGAAGUCUGUAGCGGUUAAAUUUGUUUUUUAAAUGUGACGUUUGUGCCAAAAAAGAUCUCUUAAAGAUUAAUCUAAACAAUUUGAAACUGGUAGCAGGCUACUAAAUUCAUUUCAGUAAUUGACUUUGGUCUAGAAUAAAGGACCUUUGAUACAAAUCUAAGUCAAUUAACUAUGUUCACGUAUGAAUGUUUAAUAUGUGUGUGAAUGUUUAACAUUUAUGCGCAUAAAUUUAAUCUUUAUUAAGAACUGACGAAUUGUUAUAUAUCUAUUUAUAUGUAUGUGUAUAUAUUAUUUCUAUUUUUUUUUUUUUUUUAUAAAUUAUAUAUUAUAUGUCUUAAUAAUUUCCUAAUUCCACCACUAGCUUAACUGUGUGUGAGUGUGUUAGAACCAUAGUCUUGUGUCGAAUAUCUAUAAUACUGUUGGGUCAAUGACUGUUAAUUAAUCCACCCACUGUAUGCUUGUUGUUAUAUUGAUAUGAGUACAAUUUUUUUCAAUGUAAAAUGGAGACAAAUUUAUAGUGGCUCAUAAUUAUCGUUUUGAAUUUACUCGUGAACUUGUGCACCUGCUUAAAAUACUAAAAUAUUUAAAUUAAUUUUACCGACCAUUAAGGUUUCCAUUACUUGUUAUAAUAUUAUUGUAUUGUAAAUUGAUUGAUUAGUUGUUAGGAUUUGUUUGUUUGUUUAUUAUUUAUAUGUUUUUUUUCUAUUUUAUUUAUUCAGUUUUCUGAGUUGUAAUAUUAUUUAAAUUUAAAACCCUAAUAUCACAUUCGAAAUGUGGAUAAAAACCAUGCAUUGAUACACAGUUGUAUGUAUACACUAUAAUGUUAUAUAUUAUAACAUAUUAAUUAAAUAAAUGGAAUAUAAAAUAAUAUUUUAUUGGAACAUAUUAAGAA